AUGGGGGGGCUAUUACUUGAUUCAUUGGCUGACUCGGUCAAACAAGGCCUGCAACAUCCGUCGAAAUGCUCGAACACAACUGUGGCUACGUUGCGCCAGCUGCUUACAAGUGCUACGAACGAUGCGAAACCCAAGGAAACGAAGUCCACGAAACGAGUCACAGCGAAUCCAACGUCCUCCAAACCCAGUAGGACGGUCAAAAUACGGGCUGCCGCAAAAGCUUCCGUUCCUACGCAGUCCACGGGCGAAGCGGACGCGCCGCUACUAUCGAAGCAUGAGAAGCUAGUCCUCGCGACCGAGGUGUUUAAUAUCGCGUCGAAAUUACUCUCCGAGCAUAUAAAGAAGGUCCCGGCAUCUCGAGCUACCAAGGCGCCUAGAGCAAAUGGAAAUCACGGAGGGAGAAAUGAUGGUGGGGCGAAGACACCGUUACAGUUAACGUCGCCAAAUCCAAAGAUACAACCACUAGAUAAUGUGAAGGAUGGCUCGGAUGAGUUGGUCAAGGCCGACGGGAAAACACGAAUUAACGUUGUUGCGGAAUGCGCUUUGCUGUCCCUGGAAACUUUGCGAGAUAUACGAGUCUCCGAGGAAAGCUUCGAUCCAAAUAAUCUUCAUUUGAGCCAGGGGAUAGCGAUAUUAGUUGGGAAGCUACUAGUUGUUGGAUUACAAGAUCUAGCGAUUAAAGCGCUGUGGAUGUUAAAAUCAACUCUACUGAUCGCUAUCGACGCUGAACGGACGAAGAGGACCCAGGGACUUGUGAAAAAGCACAUGGCCAUUCAAAAGCCGUCACUAGAGUCUCUCCUAGAGUUCCAAGUUCUACCUGAAAGCGGACCACUCCUACAACUUCUCAUCUCCUUCCAGUCCUAUGCUCUCAAGAUUCUAACGUCUGGAGGAAGCCCCGUUACAAGCCGCAAGAUCCUUCAACUGCUAACGUUAGAGAACCCCUCAAGCCCUGCCAAUGCAAUUCUUGCGGCGCAUAACAUGGGAACCAUUACGGACGAUAAGGCAGCCCAGCAACUUCAAUCCCAUUCUCAAAAUAUCCUGUCACUUUCUAUCAUACUUUCGCCUGCUGAAGAGAAACAGACCCCAUCUGACAGUCGAGUUAACCCGACAGUACCACUACUGCUUCAAUUCCUCGCGCUAGAAAUACGUUGUAUUUGGUGGAAAAUAUCUGGUCAUAACUGUGAUCAAGAUAAGGAACUUUGGGGGCCCCUUUCUCGAUACGUUACUACCUAUGCCAGACGGUGUCCGAAUUCGCAAAAGCACGAGUUUGAUGGUAUUCAAGCUGCAUUUGGAAAGUUAAAGGCGCGCUUGAAAUCGAAUGGAUAUAUUGAGCAAAAUUCUGAGCACAAAUCCAACUUCAUGGCAGUAGUUGCAAAGACGCUUGGCCAGAUUGCUUACAGCGCUGGCCGCUUAGAAAUUGCAACUGAGCUCUGUGAAUCCUCUGCUACAUCUCUCCCUAAUGGGCGGCCGGUACAGCGCGCAAUAUUUCAGUGUCGAAGAGCUCUUUUGAAAGUCGAAUCACUUAAACCGCGAUCGACUCCGGAUACCCAAGCCUUGAAUGCUAUUGGUGAAGCCGCAACUGAUUUGGCAUCUUCCAUGAAGGGCAACCAGACUGAACUGGAUGAGCUUCUCAUGGAGAGCGCGUUACUCAAGAAAGCAGUCAUGAAACAUAUCUCGUCAACAGAGCCGUCUUCGAAAGACGAUCUAGGGGAUUCGAGCGUCACUAAGAUUUAUGAUUCUACUCUAAGUUAUUUAGUGAGCUUUGUUCGGUUCCUUGUACGUUAUCUAACGCCGGCUGUUCAAGACGCGCAGCAUGACGAUGUAGAUGCGCUGUCUCUGUGCCUACAAAAGUGCGGGAAUAUUGCACUGGCUGCGGUAGACUCUGGAGUUGCACUUGGGAAACUUUCGUCUGGGGGAACUUCGCUGCUGUGGUCAAAGGUUGAGCCUGUUUUACCCGCCUGUGUUUCACUCUGCCAGCUCCUUCGAAAAAUCGGUUCCCGCUGUGAGCCAGAUAAUGGUGCGGCCUUGAAUUCCUCACUUCGUCUCUUGAGGAUUUCAAACCUAUACUGGUCUACCUAUAUGCGAUAUAAAGAUUUGGGCAAAGAACCUCUCGAAUUAUUACCUCCUGUGGAACAAGCUAUAAAUGUGCUUAAACACUGCGCCUUACCAGAACAAAUUUCCGGACUUAUUUCAAUUAAAUUAGAACGACAAGCGGCCUUAUACUCCGAGAUUGGGAAGGCUAAAAGGUCUUCCGCAGCUUAUAUUUCAGCAAUACAAGCCCAUCUUGAGGCUGGAGUGUUGGAAACCGCUAGUCGCAUGGCGUCCGAGGGCCAUCCACGUCAUAUCUGGAAGGACCCUAGGGGGCCAGCAUACGCACUGGGUCGGGUCAUGGGCUCCUACAUCAGGAGCCAAAUCAAACAUGAACCCCGGUUGAAUUCAGUCAUAUAUGAUAGUGAGGGCCUCCAGCCAUGCCACCGAGCAACUCUACUCGAGCAACAAGCAGCCAUUUUAAUGGACACACCACAAGUAGCCACUUCGCCUGCAACUAUUGCACACCUCUCAUCAUUGAUAUCCACCAUCCUUUCUUUACUCACGUGGGGGACCUACCCUAUCCGUCGCUCAAGGGUUAUUCACCAAAUCUUGCGGUUUUUGCUAGAGCAUAACCCCCCGUUUGAAAAAUCAUUUUCUGAAUCCCUACUUACUGAAGCAGCCAGAUGUCUGUCUUCCAUUGUUACACCUUCUGAGGACAAAGACUUGAUGCUUCUCCGUGAUGACCUCGAGGCGUCUCUUAUGAUCACUAUGGGAUUUUGUUCAGGAACUCCGUCUACUGAAGUUCUAGAGAAUGCUGUCCAGACCUGGGUCGUCAUUCUUCAAGGCUGUGGGUCAUGGGAGUCUGUUCAAGCUCGGAUUGGAGACCCUCUUGCCUUGGUGGCUCAAUUGCGUGGCCUCGUUGAUUAUUUGGAAGUUCGAGGGCUAUGGAAAUUAAAGAUAACUGCGCUCGCGGCCAUCAGUCGACUUUUAACGUUGCAAGAGAGAGCCGAUUUCUCUACGACGGUUGCAUGUUAUUCCUCAAUGGGCCUUCAAUACAGCCGCCUCGGAUACUCUGAUAAGGCUGGCCACAUGCUUACCAAAGCCAAGGCUAUAUCUGAAGAACAUACCAUUACUCCGCAUGUUCUACUAUCGUGGCAUCUUGGCUUCGCAGAAUAUCAAUUAGAGAUAGGGGAUCCCGCAAAGAGUAUCGAGAGUAUAUUGCGAGCUCAGCCAAUAUUUGACGGCAUAUCGGCUAGCCUAUCGAAGGAAAAUUUCCAAACGCGGGCCACAAUUGAGCGCCUAGCAGCAGAUGCCUCAACCCUUUUGUCCCGAUCAUUCUUAGCUAAAGGUGAACCGAACGAAGCCGCUUACUAUGCGAAGCGUGCGGUCAAGAUAAGCAGUCGAUUAUGGGCCCGACUAGAGAAAUACAUCGAAACUAAGCUAGAGAAGCAUAGCCAAGACAAGAGUUCCAUUAGCCCCGAUGCUCUUGCGGAUGGAAUCGCAGCCCUUGAGAUAUCUGCCAAAAACAGAAAACCUUCAAACUCUCACUUCGAGGGGUCGGUUUACUGGCCACAUUUUUCUUCUCACGUGGCCGCAUUACUACAAUUAUCACGGAUUUCAGAUCAUAAUGGAUUCUUCCAAGAAGCAGUCUACCACGGCGAACAGGCCCUAGCAGCUUGUGAUGCAAUUGGUGCUCAUUCGCUUGCUGCCCUUGUUAAGGCCGAGCUCGGUGAUCGUUUUAUUCGAGGUGGUCGUACGCACAAAGGAGCUGAACUCCUGGAGAAGCUGCAUAACGAGUCUCAAGUGUCGCUUGACUCCAUUCUCCCCAUUUCACUUAAUAUGCAUUUGGUCUCUCUCUACGUCCUUAGGGAGGAGAUGGAGAGUGCCUAUCGCAUCCUUUCCGAGUCAAUACAAGCUCUAAUGAGCUUAACGAAUACCAAUACCGUGGACUUACUUGACCCUUUUUUCGACCCUUUGAAGGAAAUUGUGAAACAGACGAAGGACCUAAGUAUCACUUCCGCCGAGAAGCCCUGCACCACUACAGCCACACGCGCACUUCGCUCGCGCAGCGUUAAAAAGCCGCGUCAAACAAAACCUCCCCCCGUUCGACCGAAGACCCCUGCCCCUAUCGAAGUAGAUACUCCCCACAACCGGCCACUGAUUGCACGGCUUCAUAGCAAUCUUCUCAGAAAACAAGCUAUGCUUCUACUACCCUCUCAAAAAUUUAAUGAAGUACUCACACUGCUAAACCAAGCCGACAGAGUCUUGUCGACGGAAACGACAGACUCUACCCAUAGCCUCUGCAAGGUACAUUAUACGCUCGGAGUAGCAGUACAAAAGUUAGCGGGCCAUUCAGUCUACUGCGUUCUUCCAGAAUCAACAAUAUCACUUCCUUCUCUCCAUUGUGCCGGUCAGGUUUUAAAAGAAACAGCUUCGAGGUCAAAGUCUCGGGCUGGGACAAGACGGUUGAAAUCUGCGUCUACAACUGAAACUUCGGCCAAACCCCUCUCUCAUGGCGAAGGAGAUAUUUCGGAAACACUUUCCACAGCGAAACAAGUUCUUGCAGAUAUUUCAUCGUCCGUAUCUCUACGUGGUUCGAGUAAAGAGGGUCAUGAAAUCUCCUACCUUCGAAGCCGGACAUCAAUGCUGGCAUUUGCAACAGGAUCUGCACGUAGUUCCGAGGUGGAACCUUUUAUUGCCGCACAUGCUAUAGAGCUGGGUCGGAAUUCCGCCUUUUCACGGGAUCACCUCGCUAUUGUCUCCGAUAAGGAGUUAUCUGGCCACAUGAGCGGUUUAGAUUGGCCAGCUUCUCCAUCAGCAAACUUAGCCCUACCACCUGUCGAAGAAAGUCACUUUAUUGAAAACUACGUUAAUAGUCUACCGGCUGAAUGGGACAUUAUAUCUAUCACUCUCUGUCCUAGUCAGGAUGAGUUUAUCAUAUCGAAGCUUCGGUCAGGACAAAGCCCACUCAUUCUGCGCCUCCCACUCAAGCGAGGGGGGGAAGACGACAUGGAUGAGGAAACAUUUAGUUUUCAGGAAGGCAAAGCCGAACUGUUGGAAAUCAUUCGCCUAGCAAACGCGAGCGCUCACAACACCGGGGCUUGUGUUGGCAAAAAGGCAAAGAAAGAGUGGUGGGCAAACAGAGAAAAUCUUGAUCAGCAACUGAAGGACCUUCUCCAAAAUAUUGAAACAGUAUGGUUUGGGGGAUUCCGUGGGAUAUUUUCUCAAGCUCCAAGGAACGAAGCACUUUUAGCGAAGUUCACAAGUUCCUUUAACAAAAUCCUUGACAAACACCUUCCAUCAAGAAGGGAGAAACGAGGAAAGGCCAAGGUCAACUAUCCUACCUUCGACCCAUGGGUGAUGGAGCUGUUUGUCAAUAUUGGCAGCCUUGACGAUGAGAUGAACCCAGAAGAUGCCGUGAUGGAUUUCUUAUAUUUCAUCGUUGAUAUUCUUCAAUUUCACGGGGAGACGAAUGCGUAUGAUGAAAUUGACUUUGACAUGAUGGUUGUAGAGACACUCGAUGCGCUACACUGUUAUGCAGAAGAAGAUAGGCGGGAGCGAACUUCAACGCACUCCCGCCAUACCAUACUAAUUCUUGACAAAUCCCUCCAUGCAUUCCCAUGGGAGUCCAUGGGUUGUCUACAAAACUCUUCGGUUUCCCGUAUGCCAUCACUUCAAAGUGUACGAGAACAAGUGCUGCGAUUUCAGGGUCAAGAAAUCCCCGAAAACGGCCAAUUCGGGUUUUAUGCUAAUAGAAACAACGGCACAUAUAUCCUCAAUCCUGGCGGUGAUCUCAAGUCAACGGAAACCGCCUUUGGAGCACCACUAUCGGCCUUACAAGGUUGGACAGGUAGAGUGCAUACAGCACCAACGGAGGAGGCAUUCGAAACCGCGUUAAAAAGCAAGGACAUCAUGCUGUACUUCGGACACGGCAGCGGAGCCCAAUACAUCCGCGGUCGGACCGUUAGAAGGCUUGAUAGGUGUGCUGUGACUUUCCUGAUGGGAUGUAGUAGCGGCUCAAUGACGGAAGCGGGUGACUUCGAGCCCUACGGAACACCAUGGAAUUACAUGCAUGCUGGAGCCCCUGCUUUAGUAGCAACGCUUUGGGACGUCACGGAUAAGGACAUUGAUCGAUUUGCUAAAACAGUGUUUGAAAAAUGGGGGCUAUUAUCCGCCUCUGCAUCGACGGCGAAUUCUUCUACUUCACCAUCCCAAGGUGAGAACCAGGCAGAUCAAAUCGGCUUAGACACGGCGGUGGCUGGCUCUCGGGACUCAUGCAUCCUCAAAUACUUGAAUGGCGCAGCGCCCGUCAUAUAUGGAGUUCCGGUGUUUUUAAAAUAG
This is a messenger RNA of Arthroderma uncinatum, 6372 nucleotides long. RefSeq names its product cell division-associated protein bimb. Gene Ontology annotation, molecular function: cysteine-type endopeptidase activity; protein binding. The transcript is spliced from 3 exons. The coding region runs from base 1 to 6372 and encodes 2123 amino acids. Lineage: Eukaryota; Fungi; Ascomycota; Eurotiomycetes; Onygenales; Arthrodermataceae. The record is from RefSeq and is a predicted model, not a curated record. Gene Ontology annotation, cellular component: centrosome; nucleus; mitotic spindle pole body. Gene Ontology annotation, biological process: meiotic chromosome separation; proteolysis.